This is a messenger RNA of Lytechinus pictus (painted urchin), 4380 nucleotides long. Its product is annotated as sorting nexin-25-like. Gene Ontology annotation, cellular component: intracellular membrane-bounded organelle. The transcript has 5 exons. NCBI's taxonomy places the organism in Eukaryota, Metazoa, Echinodermata, Echinoidea, Temnopleuroida, Toxopneustidae. Gene Ontology annotation, molecular function: phosphatidylinositol binding. The record is from RefSeq and is a predicted model, not a curated record. Bases 1 to 564 code for a protein of 187 amino acids.
AUGGCCAUGAGGAUGGAAAAAGCUGCAGAGGAUCCAAGAAAAAUCAUUCAGGAGUGCAUGGAGGCAUGGCAGAGAAAGAUGGGACAUUGUGUGUUCAAGUCUAAGAUUGAGAAGAGCCACCUACGAUUCAACUAUCUAUUCUUUGCGCCCUCUCUCAUCUGCUGCAAUCAUAUACCAACUGGUCCAGCAUCAUGGUUAUUACAGGAGGUGGAGCUAUUAUUCACAGAGGCUCAGUGGGGUUAUUACCUAUCACUUUUACGUGAUCUUCUAUGGCCUGGUGGUGUAUUUAAUCCAAAGGAACGAGAAACUAAGACACCGGACGAGAUCAAUCAAACCAAGGCAGAUGCACUCCAUGAGCUUACUCAUAAUCCUGCUGCCGCUGUUCUGAGUGUUCUCCUUGGAGAAGACCAUCUUCGUGAAGGAAUCUCACUGAUCCUGGACUCCCUGCAGGACCAAGCACUCAACAAGCAUCUCCUAUUCACCAUCUUAGAUCAUGCCAUGGAUCAGCUAGUACCAGAGAUACAUGAUGCUAAGUUUCAAGACCUUUUAGCUGCUAUGCCAUGAUCACCACAUGAGUAAACUAUCAUCAUUUCAAUAUUAUCUCUUUUUUUUUUUUUUUUUUUUUUUUGGGGGGGGGGGUUCCGUGGAGUUGACAAAUUGUUUCAAAUCAAACAUUUAUAUUAUCUAGUGCCUUGUAUCAGAAACAAAGUCAGUAAAUUCUGCAAUCGAUUGCAAGUCUCUGAUACAUGGUUUGCUAUAGAUAUAUGAAUGAUAUCAAUCAUUAAGAAUGAUUACAUUUUAUGCAAUCACUGGGAUUAUUUACAUCUUUGUGCAAAUCUGAUUUACCUGGUAGUGAAAAGUAAAUUGACUCUCAUUCAAGAGAAAAAAAAAAUCUCAAACAUGAAUUUGUACAAACAGUGAGAGGUGGUAUGUGUGGGACCAAUAUAUCUUCAAAGAGAGAUUUCUGGGGAGCGUUUCGUAAAGAGUUUAUUCAAUAAUUUUCUUUUUUUUAACAAACAGGGUGUGACUCGCGUUCACAAAAUGUUGCAUAAUUUCGAGCCUGUUGCCCAGCCUCGCAAAUCGGUACCCAAAGUUGCGCAAGACGAGUACAAAGAAAAAAAAUCAUGAAGCGACUUGACACAAAUUUAUUGCAAAAUAGUGUCAAAGGGCUAAAUGCUCAUGCAAUCAGGCUAAUCUUUUGUAACUGUGAAUGUAUGAUUGAACAUUUUGAGCACAUACCAAAGAUAUACUUUGUGCCUGAUUUUUAUAUAACUUACAGGGUUUAGUUUGGUUUUAUUCCGUUAACUACUGCAACAUGUCAUUCCCAUAUGCUUUUCACAGGGGCCAUCAGACUCCAGUGGGCAAUGGUUUAAAUGAUUUUCUAAAUAUGUUAACAUUCCAAAGAUUCCUACUACACAUGAAAUUCCAUUGGAAUACCAUUCAACCAGUUUUGUAAUAUUAUUUUUGCCUCGUACCAACACUAACUUGAAACAUACAUCUAUAUGGUAGAGAAUGUUGCUGCCAUCAAUUCCAGUCUUGAGCAGUGCGACUGCACAUUUGGCAAACACUAAAGAAGUACUCUUUCUUCUUCAUUCAUCACCAGUAGAUAAGAUAUUCCUUUUAUGGAGCAUCUGAAAAGUGAUGCAACUGGUAGUUAGAUACACUCCCAAAGUCAUGUGGCUUAUAACAUCAGUUCAUCUGAAUGUUCUCCAUCUGAUAUAGUUCUGCAAGCCUAACAAUAUAAAUAUUUCAGAAUGCAACUCAGCUUAAAGGCCAGUAUAAAUAAUUGAAAUUAAGAUAACAAGUAAUUUUACUCACGUUAUUGGGCUUAUAUCAUGAAAUGAACCAAAACAAAAUACAACUCGUAGCAACACUAGUAAAAUAUACUAGUAAAAUAUUAUAUUUAAAAUUAGCAAGAUGCUAGUGUGAAAUAAGAACAUUUCCAAUUUUCAAUAUCUGACCAAUAAAGGAAACUCUUUAUUGAAUCAUAAUAUGUUGCAAUGAUUUAAUCUCUUCAAGUUCAGUGAGGGAUCAAACUUUGCUCUCAUUACAAUGAGGAGAAAAAAAAAAAACUUCAUAUUUCAUGUCAUAGAAUGCGAAGUAAUAACGAGUGGGUGACAUCUUUGGUGCUCUCAUUUGCGUACUGACCAGGAUGCGCAUAUAAUAAAUUAUUUGUGAAAAUAAGUGAAGCGUUAACAUAUCGUAUCUUAUAUUAACGUAUCUGAUUUUGAUGAAAUUUUCAGGGUUAUGCUUGGGUUUUUUUUUUCAUAACAAGUCUGUUGGGGUGUUUACCCUUUGAGUAUGAAAAUAGAGUGUGAUUUACAUAGUUUAUUUACUCAAGUGAAUACACACAGUCCCCAUUGUGUCACAAUUUGUAUCUAUUUCUAUCAAAUAGAAAACAUCUGGCACUAUUCCAUUCUUUACAUUGAACAUUAAUGUGCAAUUUUCUUUAUUAUUAUUUCUAUACUCAUGUGUCAUUGGUGCAAUCAUUUUCCAAAUUUCUUUUGAACUAUUAUGAAAUUCCCUUUUCCAUUUAUAUUUUGCCUCUGAAUGCAUUUUGGGGUCCCUUGUCAACCAAUCCAUUGUGCUCAUUUUCUUGAUAAAUUUAGACCAUGUGUCACAUGGACUUCAAGCUUCUCUCAUGUAUGCAGGCAGGCCUUCAAUUUAGAUAUUCCUGGCACCAGGUCAAUUUUGCCAGCAUUAGAGGGCAAAUGUAUUUAUUACAGCAUAAAUGGGGAAUUUUUUUUAAAAAGCACAAAAUAUCCAAGACCAAUAAGAAGGGGCACUGAGGCCAAUCAGUAGGGCAUCCAAGUCCAUGGCCUUGUUGGUCUUGAAAUUUAUGUCCUGUUGAUGCAUUUAAAAAGAAAAUUAUCAUAUUGUCGGAGAAUCAAGGUCAAAGUUGUGUGAGGUUUUAAUACUAAUCUAGAGGUAAAUAUCUUAUAUUGAUUAUAUCUGACAAUGUUGUAGGCAAAAUUUCUGCUAGCAUUUAAGAAUAUAUUAACUCUUCUUAUCUUUUAUUAUUUUCUGAAUUUUUAUGCCUUAAUUUUAUGCUUGAGGUAUAUUUAAUGAGCUUAUAAGGAACAUCUCAUUAGUGAAUAUAGUGUAGCUAGUACCAUAUCAUUGCCCAUUGCUUGUAUAGGUAACUUUGCUUUGAGACCAGAAAAAUCUGUUCAACUUUGGAGAAAUUCGACUUGGAAGUGGUACAACUCAUGUUUUGUAUAAUCUAUUCUCAGAAUUGCUUUGAAUGAUGUAUGGUUGAAUUAUAAAUACUUAUAUGUAUACCUUUUUUCAAUUCUAAAGAUCAUUCUAAUUUUGACUAUGAAAGUUAAAGAACUUGAUUAUAACAAGGAGCUUGAUUAUAAACAUUGUAUUUAUCCCGUCUUUUGACAUUUUUAUUUUGUAGGUGUUGAUUUUUAGGGCAUUUAUUUUUUCCCCUUUAGUUCCCUUUUACAGUAUUUCAUAUAUUGUUUUUUGAAACAUUUUGUAUUUCACCAACCUUAUACAGAGUAUGAAAUUACUUGUCUUGAUCUAAUCAAACAAAAAGUAUACAAGAAAAAAAGGUGAAAUGUAGUCACCAUUUUCUCAAAUCUCAUUACUUUUUCUAUUCAAGGUACUUUAGUCUUUUGUUUCUUUCCCAAUUUUUAAGAGUAAAGCUAUCUAAAUGUUUACAAGAAAUGUAAUCAAGGAUAAGAGAUAGUAAGCAUAGUAUCAUUUUGGACCAAAUUUGCCACAUUUUAUCCAUGAAUUACCAUUUUUACAAUGGGUUGGCUAGAAUUGAUGUCUUAAAAAAGCAUGUUUAGCAUCAAUUGUCUUAUUUGAAGUGGCUUCUUAUCCUGGUCAAUUUGAAAAGAGAAAGAUAGAAAGAAAAGUGAAGGAGAUAAAGUAGAGAUAUGGAAGGGAGAUAUUAAGGGGAAAUAGCGACCAUCUUGGAUAUUUUUUCUUGCACCUUUAUUAGAUCUUUCAUGGACCAAAGAACCUUUUUUUCAUCUUAUCUUGUGCUUGAGAUGGAUAAUACUGUUUAAAAGAACGUAAGCAAAAUCCCCAAAUCGUCAUUUUAGCCCAUUCAUUCCUAUUGUCAUUUAUUCUUGGCAUUUUUGUAUGUUGAUGAAGGAAAAUUCUUGAAAAUUGAUUGUCAUGAUUCAUAUAGAUAUAUAUAUUUUUAUUAUACACUUAGUAUUAGACAUAUAAUAAAAACAAACUCAUUUUGGUUGUCAUAAGUGCCUUAUCGUAUGUACUAUUUUUAGCUGCAUAUUUUGACUCAUUCCAUGCUGUCACCAAAAAUAUAAUUAUGUAUGCAUGUAUUUUGUAGUUAUCCAAAUUACUGCAUUUUAUCGAUUUUUUUCUGAAAUCUGAAAUAAAAGAAUUUAAUAUAUAAUGGAA